Messenger RNA from Rasamsonia emersonii CBS 393.64, 390 nucleotides. RefSeq lists its product as uncharacterized. Lineage: Eukaryota; Fungi; Ascomycota; Eurotiomycetes; Eurotiales; Trichocomaceae. The record is from RefSeq and is a predicted model, not a curated record. The transcript is spliced from 4 exons. The coding region runs from base 1 to 390 and encodes 129 amino acids.
AUGUCUUCCCGGUCCUCUGACAGCGUAAUCAUAGCUGGAUCUAUCCUUGAAAGAUGUGAGCUGCUACCGUCCUUCUUAGCCAGUGAUUCUAUUGGCAUUCGGCAUAAAAUCAGUAAAUUCUCAGAAUCCAAACCAAAAUACUAUGCACUCUGGAGAACUCUCCAAGCGGCCGGCGCUGCCCCAGACUGCGUGCCCGAUCGAUCGGGAAUGGAAUCGACGGAAACUCGUGGAUUCUCUGGUCCAGCUCCAUGGUCGAUUGGCCAGAGUCCCUGGUGGUGGAUGAAAUGCGCACCUCUCAUUGGACGCCCUGGCAAAAAGGAGCAAAAAAAGGACGCGAUUGGCGAGUUAGUGCUGGCAUCGCGCCUCCAAAAAAGGGAAGAACGACACUGA